GUCUUCCUCAGAUUUUGUGCAAGAUGUCGACCAGCGGGCUCAAGCAGAUUUCGCCCGUUCCUACGGCCAAUGACUUCCUGGAUAUCGUCCUGUCGAAAACCCAGAGGAAGACUCCGACGGUAAUCCACAAAAACUUCAAGAUCAGUCGGAUACGGAACUUUUACAUGCGAAAAGUCAAGUUUACCCAGGACUCAUUCGACGAAAAGCUUGGAGCCAUAUUGACCGAAUUCCCCAUCCUCGACGAUUUGCAUCCUUUCUUAUCAUCUUUGAUGAACGUUUUAUACGACAAGAACCACUACAAGCUCGCUUUGGGCCAACUUCGAACAGCACGGCAUCUGAUCGACCAAGUCGCCAAGGACUAUGUCCGUCUACUCAAGUUCGGCGACAGUUUGUAUCGGUGUAAGCAGCUCAAGAAGGCUGCGCUCGGUCGGAUGGCUACCAUCAUGAAACGCCAGAAAGACCCGCUCGCUUACCUGGAACAAGUCCGACAACACAUCUCCCGUCUCCCCGCCAUCGACCCGUUUGCCCGCACUCUCCUGAUCUGCGGCUACCCCAACGUCGGCAAGUCCUCCUUCAUCAACAAAGUUACCCGUGCGGACGUCGACGUACAGCCGUACGCCUUCACCACCAAAUCGCUCUUCGUCGGCCAUCUCGACUAUCGGUAUCUGCGGUGGCAGGUUAUCGACACCCCGGGUAUUCUCGACCACCCUCUGGAGGACAUGAACACGAUCGAGAUGCAAAGUAUCACGGCGCUUGCGCAUCUGAAAAGCUGUGUGCUGUACUUCAUGGACCUUAGCGAACAGUGCGGAUACACUGUUGAAGCUCAGUGCCAAUUAUACCACUCCAUCAAACCCCUGUUCAGCGGAAAGCCCACCAUGCUCGUCCUGAACAAGAUAGACGUCAAGCGCCUUGAAGACCUCCCGGAGGAGACUCGUGCGCUCGUGCAGGAAAUAAUUGACGGCGAGGGCGUCAAAUCCGUCCAAAUAUCGUGCUACUCUGACGAGGGUGUAAUGGAGCUCAAGACGAAGGCGUGCGACGCGCUGCUGGAGCAUCGCGUUGACUCCAAGCUCAAGGGUUCGAAGAUCAACGCGAUCGCGAACCGAAUCCAUGUCGCGCAACCCAAGGCGAGGGACGAUGUCGUCCGCGAACCGUUCAUCCCCGACGUCGUCAAGAACCGGAGGAAGUUCGACAAGGACGAUCCAGAGCGCCGGAGGUUGGAGAAGGACCUCGAGGCAGAGGAGGGUGGCGCGGGCGUGUACAACAUCAAUAUGAAGAAAAACUAUAUGCUCAAGGACCCGGAGUGGAAAAUGGACACCAUGCCGGAGAUCAUGGACGGCAAGAACGUUGCGGACUUUAUCGACCCCGACAUCGAAGAGAAACUCGAAGCGCUCGAGCGCGAGGAGGAGCGGCUGCAGGCGGAGGGCUUCUACGACAGCGAGUCGGACAUGUGGGACUCCGACGACGAGCGCGAGGCCGUCGAGUUCCGCGACAGCCUCGAGAAGAAGAUCGCCUCGCAGAGCGUGAAGAAGGGCAUGAAGAACACUGCACGCUUACCGCGUACCGCAGGCCUGCGUACGCUUUCCGACAUGACCGCCGCGCUGACCAAGGCCGGCCUCGACCCCAGCCGCAUCGAGGAGCGCGCAACGAUGAUCGCGAAGAUGAAGGGCGCAGAGCGGAAGCGGAAGCGCGACGACGCGAUGGACAUCGACGAGGAUGACGAGGACGAUGGCGAGUGGAUGGACGUCGACGGUGCAGAGCGCGCCCCGACGAAGCGGGCAAAAGGCAACGCCGGCGAGGUGGUCGCGCAGAACAAGCGGGAGCCGAAGUCCAACCGGCAGUUGGCGGGCAUGCGCGAUCAGGCACAAGCGGAGAAGGCGGUCAAACUGCGCAACCUUGGUCAACGAGAGCGCAAUCGGCAGGCGAAGGCAGGCGAGUCCGAUCGCGCCAUCAAAACCAAAAUGCCCAAGCAUCUAUUCGCUGGAAAGCGGAAGAUGGGCAAGACGAACAGGCGAUAAUCUGUCCAUGUACUUUCUUGCACCCGAGUGCGGUGUUGGCGGUGCUGUGUUUCCCUCUCGUUGUUCUUUGCGUGUACUGUGUACGACCUAUAGUGAGCUUCAAAGCUUGGAACUUCUCUGGGAUGAAUACUGCACGGUCAUGCUUACGUCUAGGCUCGUGCCCCGAUGUUCUCCGUGAGAGAGGCUCGUGCUCGUAACUAUACU
Molecule: messenger RNA, 2219 nt
Organism: Punctularia strigosozonata HHB-11173 SS5
Lineage: Eukaryota; Fungi; Basidiomycota; Agaricomycetes; Corticiales; Punctulariaceae
Product: GTP binding protein 4
Exons: 8
Coding region: 24-2015 (663 amino acids)
Biological process (GO): ribosomal large subunit biogenesis
Cellular component (GO): nucleolus
Molecular function (GO): GTPase activity; RNA binding; GTP binding
Source: RefSeq, a predicted model, not a curated record